AUGGCAGCUAUAGAACUCAAAGCUAGAGAUGCAGUCGCAAAAGCAGAAGCUACAGUUGGUUCUGCCUAUUUUUACACAGACCUUCAGCAAGUGACUAAGGAUAUUCAGACCCAAGUUAUGACAACGUCAAGUGCAGGAGGACCAAUCACUCAGCUAUCAUCAUCUGAGGUUGCCGGUAGUAUUGAAAAUCCUGCUGCCACUUCCAUAAGUUCGUUAGUCAAUUCUAAUAUUACGGCUAGCACUCAAGGGGGGAUUAAUUCAUCAAUAACGUUGAACCAAUCUCGGAGCAGCACUCCUGCCACCGGCUCUGUGGAAAGUAUUCUGACCGAUGAUCUUACAGGAAGCAUCCAAAUUGACACAUCAUUUUCAAUUACUGGAGUUUCAUCAUCACCGGUGGGGACCCAAAGCACCAAAGCAACAAGCACGGGCAAUUCAGGUGCCGCUCCUAUUAGGUUCACAUCAGGCCAUCAUUCAUGCAAGUUUCAGAUGCUUCUUGGAUCUAAGAAGAACCAGAAGGUUACCAAGAAGUUUACUGUUGACUGCUCUGCACCAACAGAAAACGGUGUUUUCGACCCAGCCUCUUACGUUAAGUACUUGGUUGAGCACAUCAAGGUUGAAGGACACACCGGAAACUUGGGUGAAGAGAUCACCGUUUCUCAGGAGGAUGACACCAAGGUUGUUAUCGUUGCUUCUGCCAAGUUCUCUGGUAAGUACUUAAAGUACCUCACCAAGAGAUACUUGAAGAAGAACCAGAUCAGAGACUGGAUCAGAUUCGUCUCUGUCAAGAAGAACGAAUACUCCUUACAGUUCUACUCUGUUGCCGUUGAUGAGGAUGAGGACAAUGAUGAUGAUGAGGAAGAGGAGGAAGAGGCAGCUGCUGACGAAGAGUAA
Messenger RNA from Brettanomyces bruxellensis, 891 nucleotides. RefSeq lists its product as uncharacterized. Lineage: Eukaryota; Fungi; Ascomycota; Pichiomycetes; Pichiales; Pichiaceae. Gene Ontology annotation, biological process: cytoplasmic translation. The record is from RefSeq and is a predicted model, not a curated record. The transcript has 2 exons. Gene Ontology annotation, cellular component: ribosome. Bases 1 to 891 code for a protein of 296 amino acids. Gene Ontology annotation, molecular function: structural constituent of ribosome; RNA binding.